AUCGUCAUCAUUAUAAAUCACUUUUAACUAUGAACCUGGCAAUGCCACCAGCUUUCCCAUCAGUCAAAUCCCGCCACGUGGCGGUUGUAGGAGCCGGAGCAGCGGGCCUCGUGGCGGCGAGGGAGCUCCGCCGAGAGGGCCACUCGGUGGUCGUAUUCGAACGCGGGAACGAAGUCGGAGGAACGUGGGUCUACACUCCUCGGGUGGAACCCGACCCCUUAGGAAUUGACCCCACCCGACCGAUCGUUCACACGAGCCUCUACAGUUCUCUUCGGACUAAUCUUCCGAGGGAGGUUAUGGGGUUUACGGACUUUCCAUUCAUAACACUAGCCGGGGAGAAUAGGGAUCCUAGGAGGUUCCCGGGUCACAGGGAAGUGUUGAUGUAUUUGAAGGAUUUCGCGAGAGAGUUUGAGGUUAAGGAAAUGGUGAGAUUCGAGACCGAAGUGGUUAAAGUCUGGAUUUUGGAGAAUGGGAAAUGGAAAGUAAGGUCCAAAAAGACAAUUUUUUUUAAUAAUGAAAACAACGAUCAUUAUAACGCUGAUAUUGAUAAUAUUAAUAAAAGUGAAGUUGAAUUGGAUGAUGAGAUUUACGAUGCUGUCGUUGUUUGUAAUGGACAUCACACUGAGCCUCGUAUUGCCGAAAUUCCAGGCAUCAAUUUAUGGCCAGGAAAGCAAAUGCAUAGCCACAAUUAUCGCGUUCCUGAGUCCUUUACGGAUCAAGUUGUAAUUCUAAUAGGGAGUUCUUCUAGCGCAGUUGACAUUUGUAGGGACGUAGCUGGAGUUGCCAAAGAAGUGCAUGUUGCAUCUAGAUCGGUUGCACAUGAAACGUAUACAAAGCAGCCUGGAUAUGAUAAUUUGUGGAUUCACUCCAUGAUAGAUGCUGCCCAUGAAGAUGGCACUGUGGUUUUUCAAAAUGGGAAAGUGGUGCUUGCUGAUGUCAUUAUGCACUGCACUGGGUACCAGUAUCACUUCCCUUUCCUUGACACUAAUGGCAUUGUGACUGUGGAUGAUAAUCGUCUUGGGCCACUGUAUAAGCACGUGUUUCCCCCAGCCUUGGCUCCAUGGCUUUCAUUCAUCGGGAUACCAUGGAAGAUUGCUCCAUUCCCCUUGUUUGAGUUUCAAAGCAAAUGGAUUGCUGGUGUUUUGUCUGGCCGGAUUACACUUCCAUCACAGAAGGAGAUGAUGGAAGAUAUUAAGGCUUUUUACUCAACACUUGAAGCUUCAGGCGUACCAAAGCGGUACACUCAUCAAAUGGGUGAAUCUCAGUUUGAGUAUAAUAAUUGGCUUGCUGCACAAUGUGGAUGCCUAGGCAUUGAAAAAUGGAGAAAGCAAAUGUACCUUGCAGCUUCUGCGAAUAAGCAUCUUAGACCAGACACGUACCGUGAUGAAUGGGAAGAUCAUGACCUGGUUUUGGAAGCCCAUGAGGACUUCGUUAAGUACACCUCAAAAUCAGACAGUUAAUGAUUAAAAUGUUAAAACAAAUCCCUUAGCAAAGGCAAAGGACGUCCUCCCUUGCAGAAUGACAGAAUCUUUACUGCCAUUUACAGUGUUGUAUAUAUAAAUCCUCUUCAAUUCAAUUCAGACCACUGAUCUAACGUGUGGCUGCAAUGAAAUAAAAGAAGAGUGAAUUGUAGUUGUUUAUUGUACUGCCCCCAGUCCUAUAUAAUCUCAGUAUCACUCUGUAAGCUUGUACCCA
Theobroma cacao (cacao) is the source of this 1695-nucleotide messenger RNA. RefSeq names its product flavin-containing monooxygenase FMO GS-OX-like 4. Gene Ontology annotation, molecular function: flavin adenine dinucleotide binding; N,N-dimethylaniline monooxygenase activity; NADP binding. The record is from RefSeq and is a predicted model, not a curated record. NCBI's taxonomy places the organism in Eukaryota, Viridiplantae, Streptophyta, Magnoliopsida, Malvales, Malvaceae.